CCGCACCGCACGUGACGCGGGGCCGCGCGCGCCGGGAGCCGGUGGCUGCGGGAUGGGGCCGCUGCGCGCCGCGUGCGGGCUGUCGCUGCUGCUGCUGGCGGCAGGUGUAGUUCUGAGGCAAUCCCAGGGGCCUGAAGACAGGUGGGGAUAUGUGCAAGUUCGAGAUAAAGCCCACAUGUUCUGGUGGCUUUACUAUGCAAAUAACCCAACCAAAGACUUCACAGAAUUACCUCUCAUCUUGUGGCUUCAGGGAGGUCCAGGAUCUUCAGGCUGUGGGUUUGGGAACUUCGAAGAGAUCGGACCGUUAGACAAAGAACUGAAACCAAGAAAUACAACCUGGUUGCAGGCAGCCAGUGUCUUGUUCGUGGAUAAUCCUGUGGGUACAGGAUUCAGCUAUGUGGAUGAUUGUAGCUUGUUUGCCAAAAACCUUAGCACAGUGGUUUCUGAUAUGAUGGUUUUCCUUGGCGAGUUCUUCACAUGCAGAACAGAAUUCCAGACCAUCCCAUUCUACAUAUUUUCUGAAUCCUAUGGGGGUAAAAUGGCUGCAGGCAUUACUUUAGCACUGCAUGAGGCUGUUCAAAAAGGGACCAUCAAGUGCAAUUUUAUGGGGACUGCUCUUGGAGACUCAUGGAUUUCUCCUUUGGACUCUGUGCUUUCUUGGGGGCCCUACCUUUACAGCACUUCUCUCCUUGAUGAUAAUGGUCUAGCAGAGGUGACUGCUAUUGCCAAAGAAAUAAUGGAUGCAAUAAAUAAAAAUCAAUAUGGGCUGGCCACUGAGCUCUGGAGCAAGGCUGAAAACAUCAUUGAAGAGAACACAGACAAUGUGAACUUUUAUAACAUCAUGACUAAGGAUGUUCCAGAAAUGAAAACAGAUGAACAAGGAAAUCUCCAUCUCAUGCAGCUUUACCAGCGGCACGUCAAACCCAUGCAUAAGGAGAGCCUGAGUGAGCUGAUGAAUGGGCCCAUCAGAAGGAGGCUAAAAAUUAUUCCUGACUGUGUGAAAUGGGGAGGCCAAUCCAGAGAUGUCUUUGAGAAUAUGGCUGAGGACUUCAUGAAACCUGUCAUUGAUAUUGUUGAUCAGCUUUUGGCAGCCAACAUCAAUGUUACAGUCUACAAUGGGCAGCUGGAUCUCAUUGUUGACACCAUGGGUCAGGAGGCAUGGAUCCGGAAACUGAAAUGGCCUAGUUUGGAGCAGUUCAGCCAGCAAAGGUGGAAGGCACUCUAUGUGUCUCCAGAAUCCAUUGACACAGCUGCUUUCUACAAGGCAUAUGAGAACUUUGCCUUCUUCUGGAUUCUUAAGGCUGGGCACAUGGUACCAUCUGAUCAAGGAGAGAUGGCACUGAAGAUGCUCAGGAUGGUGACCCAACAGCAGCAGUAGGGACAGAGAGGACAGCUGGGGUGGCUUCCAGCCGGGUGCCACUGCUCUUGCGAAACUGCAAAUCCAGAAUAAUAAGCUGCAGGAGGAACAACAGCUGUUUGGACACAAAGCCUCUCUGAUCUUGCAUUUUUUUUCUUUGAAUGAGUUGUUGCUUUUGAAUUUGUAAGCUGUGAUUUGCUGCCUUAAUACUGUUCAUAAUGACUCUUCCAGAGGGAAGUCCACUGUCAUAAACAAUUAGCUCUGAGUCUUUGCCUUCAACUUGAAAGGAUUUGGUGCUUUUGUAAGAAGCUGCCCUUCCCUGAAUGCUCUCUUGUCUUUUCACAAACCAAGACUAGAAUUUGAAUCCUGAUAGAUUUGGGUUUUUUGCCUCUUGCAGAGCUAACCUGUUUCAUGAGGCUGUGGAAUGUUCCUUCCUUUGUCCUCAGGCUUGAGUUGCCUGAGUGGAUUACCAGCCAAAGACAUGGAAAGGCCAGGAGAGAGGACCUGCCCUAGAGGAGUUACAGUCCGUCUUACCUUGAUGGGAUGCCUGAGUUAGGAUCCAAGAUUCUUCAGGCUUCCUGUGCUAUGGAGAGAGAAGAACAGCUCCCAGAGGAGGAUUUGACCUUUUUCAGCUGUCUGUUUGUUUCUUGUUUUCAUUCUCUUUCAUGACCGUUACUCAAACUUUGCCUUUAGCUGUAACACCAAAGCACAUCCAGCAGGAAUUCCUGCUUGCCUGUGCUGAACCAGGAGCCCUGUUAAUACUCUCUUCUUGUACAGCAGAGAAUCCUGAUGGACCUUCAGAGCUUACCCUAGAGAGUGAAAAGGAGAGCAGCAUUAUUUGAGCAAUAAUUGCAUAAUUCUGAAAGAUAUCAGCAGUGUUUGAGAGAGAUGUAUGAGCUUGAGAGAUGUAUGAUCUAGAACCAGUAUCUUGAUGCAUAUUUUUCUAGAGCCUUUUUUAAGUCUUGCAGAGGCCUAUGAUGUUGAAACAACUUUUUUUUAAUGUGUAGUUCACAGUCCAUCAUUAGAGUUCUGUGGAGCACAAAGUGACUGUUCUUUACUGGUGUCUGAUAGAAGGCACAACAGCUUGUUCCAACUGUCAGAAUCCUAAAUAAAUAGCAAACCCUCAGUUA
Molecule: messenger RNA, 2487 nt
Organism: Colius striatus (speckled mousebird)
Lineage: Eukaryota; Metazoa; Chordata; Aves; Coliiformes; Coliidae
Gene: SCPEP1
Product: serine carboxypeptidase 1
Exons: 13
Coding region: 53-1378 (441 amino acids)
Biological process (GO): proteolysis
Molecular function (GO): serine-type carboxypeptidase activity
Source: RefSeq, a predicted model, not a curated record